GAAGCGACUCUCUUAAAUACCUUAACUCAUCCCAUGUGCAUGUUGUACGACUCGAACUUAGAACUUCUUACUUCCAUUUAAAAAAGAUUACUACUGAACCACUUAAAUUAUUGACAAUGCUUGACCCUUCUUUCAUCCUUUGUUAUGCAUGCAUUGUGCAGGUCUUUCAGCCUUGGAUCCAGCAGAGACGAAUAGAUAAACUUGUGAUAUCGGGAAUCCUACAAAACUUGAAACAACGUGCUCUAGGAAGGCUACUGAGUGAUGAGGGGGAACCUGAUGUAGAUGUCAUAAAAAAGUUGUUCCAUGCAAUUGAUCAGAAUCAUGAUGGUUACCUUUCAGAUACUGAACUAAAAGCACUUGUUAUAGGAAUCCGGUUUGAGGAGAUAGACUUGGAUACAGAUGAUGUUGUAAAAAAGAUUAUUAAAGAUUUUGAUACCUCCAAUGACCACGUUAUUAGUGAGGCUGAGUUCAUAGCUGGUAUUUCAAAGUGGCUUAAUGAGGCAAAGCGAGUUGGGGGCUCGUCAACUGAUCCUGGGCCUCGAACAUCCAAGUUUAUACAAGAUUUUCAGCUGCAAACUAAGAGCGAACAUGACCCGUUGGUGUUGGGUGCUGAUGGGAAACAAAGUGAUAAGGUUAUUGGUGAUGUUGAAAAUCCUAGGUGGACCUCCUUCAAAGCAGUGCUAAUGCUGUUGCUGGGAACUCUUAUUGCUGCUGCAUUUGCUGAUCCACUGGUUGAUGCCGUUGAUGAUUUUUCAGAUGCAACAGGCAUUCCGACAUUCUUCAUCUCGUUUAUUGCAUUGCCAUUGGCUACAAACGCUAAUCUGGGUUCUCCGGCUUCUGAUCGUCUUUUCCGGCAUCCCCUUUUUUUGUGCUUGAAAGACUUGGGCUUCCGAGUUUUGCUGCUUGAGCCGCCGGGUUCUCCGGCUGCUCAAGCCCGAUGGAGCCGGUCUGUUCCCUGCUCCGCUGACCCCAUGAGGUCUCGCGGCUCCUUGCUCCCUCACGCAAAUCUACCGAGCUACACGCUGGAAUUCCCAGAUCUGGCGAUCGUCGCCCAAAUCUGGUCUUCGCCUGUUCAUCUUGGUUCUUCGCGAAACCCAGACGGGUUCCGCGAGGAACCCAACCCAGUGUUGGGUGGCGGAACCUAACCUGGUGCUAGGUUUCUUGAGGAACCCAGUUCCUUGAGGAACCCAAUUCCUUGAGGAACUUAGUUUUGGGUUCCUAGGUUUCGUGAGGAACCCAGAUCUGGGUUUCGUGAAGAACCUAGUUCUGGGUUCUUGGGUUCCUCGAAGAACGUAGGUUGUAGGUUUUGCUCUGUUUUUCUUGCUCUGUUUCUUUGGUUUCGAAUCGAGCCUGAAAAGGGAAAUGACAGAGAAACGAAGACGAAGAACACUGCCAUUGUUGGGGAACUCAACUAAAACUGGAAAAAGAAAACAAUUUUUUUUUU
Rubroshorea leprosula is the source of this 1444-nucleotide messenger RNA. The record is from the annotation of a GenBank genome assembly. Lineage: Eukaryota; Viridiplantae; Streptophyta; Magnoliopsida; Malvales; Dipterocarpaceae.